Molecule: messenger RNA, 1381 nt
Organism: Juglans regia (Persian walnut)
Lineage: Eukaryota; Viridiplantae; Streptophyta; Magnoliopsida; Fagales; Juglandaceae
Product: G-type lectin S-receptor-like serine/threonine-protein kinase At2g19130
Exons: 1
Coding region: 68-1381 (437 amino acids)
Biological process (GO): recognition of pollen
Source: RefSeq, a predicted model, not a curated record
UUAAAGCAUCUUUCUGUAACUACAAUUUGAAUUUGCAGUGCUAGCUGUAUGUUAGUGAGGGAUAUAUAUGGGUAAUGAUGCAUUCCUAGUCUUAUUUGUUCUGCUUCUACUCCUCAGAGCAUGCUUCUCCGUUAAUGUAGAUGAUACCCUUUCGAAAGGUCAGUCCCUUUCAGUGAUGAAUACCGACAUCAUCUUCUCCCAAGGUGGCAACUUUGAACUCGGAUUCUUCAAACGAGGAAUUCCUUCAAAAAUCUACUUGGGGAUAUGGUGUAAACGGUUCCACAGCGAGAGGAUUGUUUGGGUAGCGAAUAGAGAAAACCAUUUGUCUGACCCUUAUACUGCAAGACUCGAAUUCUCAGAGGAUGGAAAUCUCGUCCUUCUUGAAGCUUCCUCUAAGAAACCAUUUUGGUCCACAAAUUUGCAGAAUCUUCCCUCAAAUUCAACUGAAGCAGCACUUCUUGAUGAUGGAAAUUUUGUUUUACGAGAUAGAUCGGACCUUUCUACUAUAUUUUGGGAGAGUUUCGACCACCCAACUGAUACAGCCCUGCCAGGUGUAAAGCUUGGGAUCGAUAAAGCUGGCAAAGUACCGAAGCAACUUAUUUCAUGGAAAACUUCAGAAGAUCCAUCACCGGGUCUGUUCUCGUACAGGCUAGACCCAAAUGGAAGAAGUGAAUAUAUCUUGGAGUGGAACAGGUCCCAAGUUUAUUGGAAUACUGGAGUUUGGAAUGGAAAAACUUUUGGCAAUACUCCUGAGAUGAGGACGAAUACGAUAUUUCACUACAAUUUCGUGUCAAAUGAAAAUGAAACCUAUCUUAUUUACUCUCUUUAUAAUACUUCUCUCAGGACAUUAUUUUUUAUUAAUUCUACCGGACAGUUCCAGCAACUUGCAUGGCUGUCCUUCGUUGAGUCGCCGUUUAUUCGAGGUUGGGCUCGACCAGAAUCAUUAUCUGAUGUCUAUGCUUUGUGUGGUCCAUUUGGCAUAUAUCGUGAUAAUACAUCUAAUCCUUGUGACUGUCCAGAAGGUUUUGAACCAUUUUCAGAUAUCGAGACCAGACUAAACGAUUGGUCCGGUGGUUGUUUGAGGAAACACCCUUUGCAAUGUGAAAAUCGUAAUGCCAAAAAAGAUUGGUUCUUGAAAAUAUCAAGCAUGAAAUUGCCUGUUAACUCAAAUGCAUAUUUGGCAGUGAGUGCUCAGAGAUGUGAAUUAGCUUGCAUCAGUAAUUGUUCUUGCACAGCUUAUGCUCAUAACAGCAGCAGGUGUAUGAUAUGGGAAGGAGCUCUUUUGAACUUGCAGCGAGCCUCGGAUGGUGGUGAGGCUGGACAAGAUAUAUAUCUCAGACUUUCUGCUGAUGGCAACACAUUAGUACCAAAGGCAGGAUGA